Molecule: messenger RNA, 801 nt
Organism: Lolium rigidum
Lineage: Eukaryota; Viridiplantae; Streptophyta; Magnoliopsida; Poales; Poaceae
Product: agamous-like MADS-box protein AGL80
Exons: 1
Coding region: 1-801 (266 amino acids)
Biological process (GO): positive regulation of transcription by RNA polymerase II
Molecular function (GO): RNA polymerase II cis-regulatory region sequence-specific DNA binding; protein dimerization activity; DNA-binding transcription factor activity, RNA polymerase II-specific
Source: RefSeq, a predicted model, not a curated record
AUGGCUCGCAAGAAGGUGAACCUCCAGUACAUCCCCAAUGCCUCCACCCGUCGUGGCACCUUCAAGAAGCGUAGUCGUGGCAUGAUGAAGAAGGCAGGUGAGUUGUCCACCUUAUGUGGUGUCAAUGCCUCUGUCAUCAUAUACGAAGAGGGUGAUUCGAUGCCACAAGUGUUCCCAUCCCACUCAGAAGCAGUUGACAUCCUAAACCGGUUUAAUAAUAUGCCGGAACUGAAGCAAUGCAAGAAAACAAUGGACCAAGAGUCCUUCCUCCUCCAGCGCAUCAACAAGCUUCAGGACCAGGUGUACAAGUCCAGGCGUGACUCCCAGGAGCGCGAGAUCAGGUUCCUCCUGCACAAGGCCAUGUCCGGAAACCUCCAAGACCUCGCGGUGCUAUCCACUGAGGAGCUUACCUAUGUUGGAUGUAAUGUUGAUGCGCACCUCAAGAGAAUUAGUGACCGCAUCACGAAGAUCUGCGGGCAGCCGCCGGUCUACCAACCAUCUGUGGUGCAUGCGCCCAUCCCCAUCAUAUCCGAUGACAAGAACAUAAUUGUUCCUACAAAUAUGCAUAUGGAUCAGGCACCAUUCCAGCAGCAUGAGGGUUGGCUUAACAUGGUGAGCUCCAGAGGAGGGGACCUCGGUGCUCUCACGUACAAUGGCUUCAAUGAUGGUUGCAGUGGUACCUCUGUAGUUGGCUUCAAAGGUGAUGACAUGAUUCAACCCUUUGAUUUGGGCGACGGGUCUAGUUGUCAAUGGGGUGCCGCCCAUCUCGGGAUGUCUUCAAGCAAUUACCCCCCUAUGUAA